Messenger RNA from Panicum hallii, 1182 nucleotides. Its product is annotated as ribosomal RNA-processing protein 8. The transcript has 9 exons. Lineage: Eukaryota; Viridiplantae; Streptophyta; Magnoliopsida; Poales; Poaceae. The coding region runs from base 74 to 952 and encodes 292 amino acids. Gene Ontology annotation, cellular component: nucleolus. Gene Ontology annotation, molecular function: methyltransferase activity. The record is from RefSeq and is a predicted model, not a curated record.
CCAGCAAUGUCAGCCGCACAACCUGCUGGAACCUGGAACCGGGGGAACCCUCGCGCAGCCCCGUCGCGUCCCCAUGGAGCCUCCGGAGUCCGCCGCCGGUGGCCGCAAGCGGCGCCGCCGAGGUGGCGGCCGGAACCGCCGGAAGCCUUCGUCGUCCUCGCAACAAGCGCCUGCGCCAGCGGCCGCACCCCCACCGCCGUCCUCCCCUCCGGCGAAGCGGCGGCGCAAGGACGGCACCGGCCAGGCCGCGGCCACACCCAAGCGAGGCAACACCUCGAGCCUACUAGACAAGAUGCGUGCAAGGUUAUCUGGUGGCCAUUUCAGAAUGCUAAACGAGAAGCUCUACACUUGCAGUGGGCAGGAUGCGUUUGACUACUUCAAAAAUGACCCUAAUCUUUUUGAUGUGUAUCAUACAGGAUAUAGAGAACAGAUGUCACAUUGGCCAGAGCAGCCAGUAAAUGUGAUAAUAAAUUGGUUGAAGAGUCAUAAUGCAUCAUGGACUGUUGCUGAUUUUGGCUGUGGGAACGCAGCAGUUGCGAAAAAUGUGAAGAACAAGGUUUUCUCUAUUGAUCUUGUUUCAGAUGAUCCUUCAGUGAUUGCUUGUGAUAUGGCUCAUACUCCAUUGGAGCCAUCCUCUGUAGAUGUUGCAAUAUUUUGUCUUUCUUUGAUGGGAACCAACUAUCCAAGUUACUUGGAGGAAGCAAAUAGGGUUCUCAAGCCAAGUGGUUGGCUUGUUAUUGCUGAAGUGCGAAGUAGGCUAGACCCAAAUAACGGAGGUGCUGACCCUGAAAAGUUUUCUAAAGCCAUCAUCCAGCUUGGCUUUUCCCUUGUUUCAAAGGACGAGAAAAAUAAAAUGUUCAUUCUGUUCUACUUCAGGAAAAAGGACAAGAGUAAGGUGGCAAAGAGCAUCGAUUGGCCCCAGUUGAAACCUUGCCUGUACAAGCGUCGGUGAUCUCAUAUCCACCAGUAAAACUGUAGUCGCACUAGAACUCUUAAAAGUUACAAACUGAUGUAUCUUGUUAGAUUACUAGGUCUCUGUAUGCCAGGCUCGCCCACCUCAGUUAUGUUUCAACCUUUUCCCCCACAUGAGCCGUGUCUUUUAUGUAUCGUACCUCACAAGACAAGGCCGCUUGACCUAUUGGCUAGUGCAAUGCGAUGUGAUCCGGAAGCAAUUUAUAAUUU